AUGGGGUGCACACCUUCCCACAAUGACCUUGUUAAUAGCGUCGCUAAGAGUGGCAUCCAGUUUUUUAAAAAGCCCAAAGCAAUUUUGCCGGGACGUCAGGGGGGCAGUGAAAGAUGCUCUACCCCUUCGCUGCUUCCCACCUCCACCUGCUAUGACUCUGGGGGAGGCUUGUCCCAGGGACAGAGGCUGGCACAGGAGCAGCCAAGUUCCCAGACCCAAAGCUCGGCUGAAGGUCUUUGUCAGCUCCCAAGAGAUCCCACUGCAGGCAAAGGGAAAGAUAUGGAAGGACUGCCCCCCAAAGCCAAAACCUCCCAAUCCCACCUGGGCAAAUCACAAAGCCGCAUGGCUAAGGACAUUCCGUCCAAGACACAGAGCUCCCGCGGGUCACCAGGGGCAGCCUCCUCUGGGGAAGCCAGUGAAGAAAGUAACACCCAGGAAAGGAUGCUGAGAUGCCACACAUGUGGCCAACAGGGCCAUUGCUGCCAAAACAGCAUUCCUGCUCACGAGCCUCAGGGCAAAGUGGACUUCCCCGAGCCCCUGGUGAAAGCGCACCAGCAUGCCUAUACCUACCUCCACUCCAGCCUCUCCAAAUAUGAAGCAAUUCUGUGCAUCACCCAUCAGGCCACCCAGACCCAAGAGCUGCUCCAGCCCAUGGUCAGCUUCCUGCUGCUGUGCUUUGAUGAGGUCAACCGGCUCUUGGGGGAGAUCUCCAAGGAUGGAGAAGUGCUCCUCCAAGAAGUUAGGGAGGAUCUGGCGUGGCCAUUGAGGAAAGGAGAGCCCCAGGAGCAGCCGGACCUCCUACCACAGCUUCUGCAGCACACAGUCAGCAAGCUGCUGGUGCUCAGGGGCAUGGUGGCCUCACUCACCGGCAGCUUCCUGGAGAGCUCCAGCAGUUACCUCCAUGCCACCGCGAGCCACAUGGGAAAGAAGCUGAGCACAAAGAGGGGUGUGGAUGAAUGUCUCCUGCGGGCUCUGGGGCAACUGGAGAGCUUGGUGAGUGGCCACAGCGACCCUGGGAUGCAGGGUCUGCCCUUGUGCUCCGAGGACAGUGGCAUCGGUGCUGACAAUGAGUCUGUGCAGCUGGCCGACAAGCUGGGCAAGCAAGCCAGCUGGGACUCAGUGCCGGAGCCCGCGGAAUGGAAACCAGCGUUUCCAGCCACAGCGGAAGCCAGGCUCUCGGGACACACCUGGCAGCAAAGUCCUUUCCAGAUGGGUUCAGACCGACCCCAGGACUGCCCGCUCUCGAGACCUCCUACGGCGAAGGUUCAGCCAGAGGCACAGGGUGGGGCCGGUGGCCCAUGCCCCUCCAGCACGGGCCCAAGAAACACUACCUCCAGCCCCCUGGGGAUGGCCAAAAGCACUUGGCGUGACUCCCUUGGGAUUGGGAUCUCCAGGGAAGCACGUUUUUCUAAAGGCCCCAGGUUGAUGGGCACGUCUUCCCUCAGUGAAGGUGAGGACAGUAGCCCAGAGGAGGAGGAAGACCAAUCGAGCAGCAUGAGUCCCUGUGCAUGGCGGGAAAAUUCUUCCCAACCAAGGCCACGGUCUUCACCUGGUAGCCCGGAAAGCCUGUUUCAGCCACACCCCAGGAGGCUUAGGAGCCCCCAAGCCCAGGAAAUGAUUCUGAAGAUGAAGGAAGCAAUCAGCGAAAGGAUCAAGUUUGUCCCUGUGCCCUCGGGGCCCCAGGACUGGCCUGAGGAGGAGGACAGGAGGACGGUGGUCCCACCAAGACCCAGCACAGCCAGUGGCAGCAGGAGGGCCCCUGUGAGGCAGAGGAGGUCCCAGUCAGAGGGCUGUCUGAAGAGCCAGGCCGAGGACCCCACCCUCCAGGAGCUGCGGAGGGUCCAGAGAGACCUCAGCCAGAGGCUGGAGGCAUUUUACGCCCUGGGCGCACGACAGCAGGGGCAGAGCGCGGGGCAGGUCCCGCAGCCCAGAGCAGCGGCUCUGAGGCCCGACAACUGCAGGGUCACCCCGAGCAACACCAUCAGCAAGCUGAAGGCCUCUCUCACCAAGAACUUCAGCAUUUUGCCAAGUCAGGACAAAAGUAUCUUGCAGAAAUGCGGUCCCCGCCCUGAGAGUGAACAGCCCUGGUGGCGGAGAGCUGAGGGGCUUCCGGCGGCCAUUGCGUCGGGUGAGAGGGCCAGUGAGGCUCCAGGAGCCAUGGACUGGAAUGUCAGGGGCUGCCCCACCAGAACAUCGGUCAAGAAACUCAUUGAAACUUUCAGUCCCACUAAGAGUCUGAGAACACUGGGGGAUUCCAAGGACUCUGGGCCAAACCCCUGCCUCAGGAAAUGGGGGGUCCCCAUCAUGCCUCCCAGAUUUCCCAUUUACAGGGGGCUUGCCCCUUUGUAUCCAAAGCCACAAAUUUCUCCAGCAGCAAGCAGAGACCCCCUCCAGGUGGGGCCAGACUGGAGGCCCCCACCUCCUAUUUUUCCCCCUGUGCUCACAGCAGAAGCAUCCAAGAGUGAGGAUCUCAAUUUCAACUGUGAAACAGAGGAGGACCCAGAGCAUCUCCCUCCACCACCUCUGGAAGUCCUGAUGGACAAAUCCUUCACCUCUCUGGAGCCCCCAGAAAGCAGCAAGCCAGCAGGGAGCUCCUCCAAGGAGACCCAUGUGCCAGGGCCGGGAGGAGCUGACCCUGCCCGGAGAACGUGGGCUUCCCCAAAGCUAAGAGCCUCCAUGAGCCCCACUGACCUGCUACCCAGCAGGAGCACGACUGCCCCCACCAGGCCCCACAGCACAGGGCCAGGGGGCAGCAAGAGCGGCUGCAGCACCAAAAAGCUCACCUGGGACCUUAACCACCUGCCAGCAACCAGCAGAAACCCAGAGGUGGAGGGCAGCGGGGCUCCGAGUCAGGCACCUGCAGACAAGGCUGCCAGCCUGUCCAAGCAUCCCCAGAAGGCCAUCCCCUGGCACCACUCCAGCCACACAUCUGGGCACAACAGGACCUUGGGACCCAGCCUGGCCAGGCCAACACGGGGGCCACAUUCUCCUGAGGCCCCAAGACCGAGCCAGGAGAGAAGCGCCCUGCUGGUCAGGAAGGCCUCUCCCUCAAGGGGAUACUGGACACCCCGAGCAGUCAGGAGGCAGCCCUCCUCUCACAGACCUGCCCGGCCAAGUGCUCCUUCUGUGCACGGCUCCUCCAGCCCACCUGUCAGCCCUCCGGUGAGCCCCAAGGUGCUAAGCCCCCCAACAACGAAGAAAGGAGCUUCCCCAGCAACACGGCAGCACAAGCCGCCCAGCCCUCCCCCCACGAGCCCACCCACACGUCACAAGGCCUCCAGCCCCCCCACCCAGCACACAGAAGCAAGUUCCCUUUCCUCUGGCGCCUCCCCAUCCCCCCCAGUGUCCCCUACUGAGGGACAGGAAACAAGAGGUUCUGAGAACAAUCGGGCAGCCACAGCCAAAGUGUCUGGGAACACGUGUUCCAUAUUCUGUCCAGCCACCUCCUCUCUGUUUGAAGCUGCGCUGCCACCUUCGACUGCCCACCUGCUCACCCCACCAUCGCUGCCACCUGAAGCCGGGGGCCCUCGUGGGACCCCCGCAGGAUGCUGGAGGAGCAGCUCAGGGCCACGGCCGAGGGCGGGCUCACAGCGGGGCAUGGCCCUGGGUGCCCUCAACCCUCAGCCUUUCGUCAGGAGGACAGCUUCUGACCGCCGGCCAGGUCUCCGCCUCCCGCUGCCUGUCCCCGGUGCCACCAGCAACGCUUGUGAAUCCCCACUCAGCAGGAGCAGCAGCAGUGAGGAGAGCCCCAAAAAGGACACUGAGCCAUGGAGCAGCCCCUGUGCCCCGGAACUAAAGGGUUCUGGCUUGGAUGCAUCUCCCCCAGAGCUCUGCGUGUUGGGCCACGGGCUGCAGCGGGAGGCCAGAGCCAGCCGCGCCCAGGACAAGCCUCAAGAGAAGGAAGUAGCCUGACAAGCCAACC
This is a messenger RNA of Lynx canadensis (Canada lynx), 3922 nucleotides long. RefSeq names its product photoreceptor cilium actin regulator (gene PCARE). Gene Ontology annotation, cellular component: photoreceptor outer segment; photoreceptor inner segment. The transcript has 2 exons. Gene Ontology annotation, biological process: protein localization to photoreceptor outer segment; photoreceptor cell outer segment organization. NCBI's taxonomy places the organism in Eukaryota, Metazoa, Chordata, Mammalia, Carnivora, Felidae. The record is from RefSeq and is a predicted model, not a curated record. Bases 1 to 3912 code for a protein of 1303 amino acids.